Messenger RNA from Setaria italica (foxtail millet), 1665 nucleotides. RefSeq names its product pentatricopeptide repeat-containing protein At3g14730. NCBI's taxonomy places the organism in Eukaryota, Viridiplantae, Streptophyta, Magnoliopsida, Poales, Poaceae. The transcript has a single exon. The coding region runs from base 1 to 1665 and encodes 554 amino acids. The record is from RefSeq and is a predicted model, not a curated record. Gene Ontology annotation, molecular function: RNA binding; protein binding. Gene Ontology annotation, biological process: RNA modification.
AUGUCGGCGGCGCUGCGCGUUCCGCUCCGCGCUAUCCUCUCCCGGGCGGCCCCUCCCACCGCUCGCCUCCUCCUCCCGCUCCACGCGCACCUCAUCGUGUCCGGCCGCCUCGCCGCCUCCCCCGCCGCGCUCACAUCCCUCGUCUCCCUCUACGCGCGCGCCCCGGCCGCGCUGCACCGCCCCACUAUCCCGCUCCUCCUGGCGCCCACCGACCCGCUCCCCUGCUACAACGCGGCGCUCUCGCUGCCCCACGCGCUGGCGCUCCCGCUCUUCCGCAGCCUCCGCCUCGCCCACUCCCCCGACGCGUUCUCCUUCCCUCCCCUCUUCUCCUCGGCCCCUUCCCCGCCGCACCUACUCGCGCUCCACGGCCUCGCCCUCCGCUGCGGCCUCGCUCACGACCUCUUCUGCGCCAGCGCUCUGCUCCGGGGGUGCCUGAGGUUCGGCCUCGCCGACCACGCCCACCGCCUGUUCGACGAAUUGACCGACCGGGAUGUCGUCGUGUGGAACGCCAUGGUCAAUGGGUUCGCGAAGCUCGGGUGCUUUGACCGUGCCACGGAAUGCUUCAGGAAGAUGAGAGAGGCGGGCGAGGUGGAGAUCAGCAGCUUCACAGUCACCGGGAUCCUAUCGGUUUGUACCGCGACAGCAGAUCUCAGGGGUGGGGGCACGGUUCAUGGUUUGUUGGUGAAGUCAGGAUUUGACAAGGAGGCAUCGGUGUGUAAUGCGUUGAUAGAUCUUUACGGGAAGUGCCAUCAGGUGGACGAUGCAACAAGGGUGUUUGAGUCACUAGGGGAGAGUGAUAAGGAUCUGUUCAGCUGGAACUCAAUGCUGUCAGCACUGCAGUACUCGGCUGACCAUGUGGGGACGAUGAGUCUGUUUGCGAGGAUGAGACGUGCUGCACUGUGGCCGGAUGCAGUGACCGUUGCGGCUGUUCUCCCUGCAUGCGCAAAGACUGCAGCCCUGCAGGUUGGGAGGAAGGUGCAUGGGUACAUCGUAACGAGCGGACUGGCCUGUGAUGGUGCAAUGGACGUGUUUGCUUGCAAUGCACUGGCGGACAUGUAUGCGAAGAGUGGUGGUCUGGAUGAGGCUCGUCGUGUGUUUGAUUGGACACGACAACGGGAUGUGGCAUCAUGGAACAUUAUGAUCGAUGGGUAUGCAUCACACGGGCGUGGGCAAGAGGCACUGAAGUUGUUUCACCAGAUGAUAGAAGAAGGCCUGGUGCCAGAUGAGGUAACGUUGCUGGGAACAUUGUCGGCUUGCAGCCAUUCUGGGCUUGUCGAGGAAGGGAAGGAUUUUCUAAAGAGGAUGAAGGAGGAGUUUGGAUUGGAGCCACAGCUGGAGCACUACGCAUGUGUCACUGACAUGCUUGGGCGAGCAGGGUGGUUGGAUGAAGCGAGAAGGGUAGUACAAGAGGCUGGUGAUGUGGGUGCUGGUGCGUGGCGGACAUACCUUGCAGCAUGCCGGAUGCAUGGUGAUAAGGAGAGAGCAGAAGAGGCAGCUAGGAUGCUGAUGAUGGCAGAGGAAUCAGGGAGCGGGGGAUGGGUUCUGCUUGCCAACACUUAUGGUUGGGAGGGAAACUUUAAGGAACUUGAAGAGGUGAGAGGGGAGAUGAAACGCCAAGGGGUGCAGAAGGCUACACCCGGUUGCAGCUGGGUAGAGGUAGGGUGA